CCUCAGAGAGCACAGUGAGACCGCAGUAAUUUAACACACAGGUAGAGAGCCAUGUGGAUUAAAAUGAUUAGCAGGCGAGGACAGCGGAUUUAAAUCUGAACCUGGACCGACUAUCACAGUUCAGAGUCGCUCACGUCGAACCUGAGAACCAACCAGUGCUCUCUCGUGCGCGUCUCAAGUGCGUCUCCAACCUUAAAACCCGAAUGGCUAAACUACCAGGAAGUGCCGGUGUGCCGGUGCUCGGGGACAAGUCGCUGGAGUUUUACCGGGACCCGGUGAUAUUCUGCCGGCAAAGGGUCGAGAAGCACCGGGGCAGAGUGUUUCAGUGCCGCGUGCUGAAUAGACCGACCGUCUUCGUCUGCUCUGUGCAGGGGAUGAGAGAGAUGCUGUGCGAGAAGUCCAACAUGUUUCUGAAGGAUCCAACUGACCUGAUGACCAACAUGUAUGGCGACACCCUUGUUACCACUAAUGGUGAAGAGGCGUGUCUUCUCCGUCUGUCCCUCACCAGCCUGUUCACAGGAAGUUGUUUGAAAACAUCCCAUGAUUACAUCACCAGUGUAUGUGAGCGCUGUCUGAAGGACCUCUCUCUCAGUGGCCGGCCACAGUGUGUGUACUCUGCCUUCAAGCGUUUGGGGACAGAGUUGGUGUUGGGCCUUUUUCUGAACGUACGAGCAGAAGAGCAACCUGAGCUUUUCCAGGAAAUCAUGCAGCUCUGCACCCAGCACUGGCAUGGUCUGAUCUCUGCGCCGGUCAAUGUGAAAGUUCCUCUGUGGUCGUCGGGUUUCUCCAGCGCUCUGGAAGCCAGAGACCGACUGAUGGACAUCAUCAAAGACAAACUGGAGAAUGACACACAGGGCUUUGUCGGCUCCCUCGGUUCUCUGCCGCUGCCCGACUCCAGUUCCGCCUCCCAGCAUCUCCUGCUGUUCAUCUCAGCGCUGAUCCCCAAGGCGCUGGCGUCGCUGCUCACCUCCUUCACACUGGCGCUCAGUGGAGACAAGCAGACCCGCCAGCGAGCGAUGGAAGACCCUGAAUACUUUCGCGCAGUACUGCUGGAGGUGCAGAGACUUUGGCCUCCUUUCAUUGGUGGACGCAGAAUCGCUGCUCAGGACUCCACGCUCGCAGGGUUUCAUGUCCCAAAGGAUUAUGGUGUGAUCUAUAUCAGCCAUUCUGUCCACCGCGACCCGGAGGUGUUCCCGCAGCCAGACAGCUUCCUGCCAGAGAGGUGGAGCGGCAGUUGGAAGCAAACGUUAGAGCUGGCGAGUUAACAUCCGAUCCUCCAAACGCCCACACAGGCUCCGGCCGCCAGAUGAAUGAAUCGGAAACGCAACCAAACGCAGAUAGAAAUCUGAGCUCCAACGGGCUGCGUUGCUGGUUUAAGAUAAGUCUGAGAACACGGGGGGGGGGGGGUUCCUGCUCGUGGACAGUAGUUCUGAAGUGGAAAUUAUUAGCAAAUCUUCAGUAUUAGUUUGGAUUGCUUGUAGGGAUUUUCAGUUUUUCAUGAAUACCAAAAUAUAAGUCCCUGAAGAUAAACUGAGAUCUGUUUGUUUUGGUCUGUGUAUUAAUGGACACAUAGGUAUUAUUCUGAGCUUGUAACAAUUAUUCAAACUAUAGCUUUGAUAGGUUGGAUGUUUUGGUAGCACUUUAUUGAAAGGAACAUUUCUUUAGUUCACCGAAGGUUUCUGGGAAAUACGUAUAUUUGAUUUGGUACAGUCCUAAUGAUCGGAAAAGUAUCAUUCUCAAACAUGAUGGGUUGUUCAAUUGGGAUGUUUUUCACAUUGAUCAUAGCAUUCUAAAAAUAUGUUGAUCAAUGAGUUAUUUUUCAUGAACAUAACUUAAACAGCUGCAUUUAUGAUUUUCUUUGUUGUUCCUUUUUUUCAUGUAUGUAGCUGACCGGCUAUCUAUGAAAGCAGAUGAUUCUCAGUCUAUUAAGCUCUGAUUGGUCAACAGUUAGUGGCACAACAACCGAUCUAGUUUUUGAGCAAUUCCGAGUGUUCAACUUGUCCUGAAGCGCGGCUUCUUGGGACAGUCGUACAGUCGUACAGUCGUACAGUCACAAUCACACGGCUGACACUGUCAAACUCUAAAGGAAAUACUUGAUACAUGUCAAUGGGAUGUAUCCAAGUUCAGCAAGAAAUCCAUGGAAAGAUAUGAAGACGAGAGUAAAUAUACCACUGAAGGAUUGUUUAACUCUUUUCACCUUUCAGGAGGAUCCCUUUUAUUAGAGCUAAUACUCAGCUGGAUGAAGCUAAUAACAUCUUGGCUUCAAAGCAAAGUCAUGGAGUUUGCCCACACAUUAGAGUCGAAUAAUUAAUUACACUGGACAAUAGAUUAUACUUCUCUGAAGUACUUCCCAUCUAUCGAGCAUAUCCGAUAUGGCCUUCUGCUGGACCGCUUAAGACUUCCUGUGUCUCGGUGUUCCAGGACUGUAUCGUACUCUCAACAUCUAGCUGCUUCAGGAUGGGCCUCCAAGUACAUUAGACCAUUAGACAGAUGCUGCAGAGAACACUCAUAUUCUCCCUUCUCUCUCUGUCUCUAACUCUCUCUCACACACACAAAGCCUCUCACACACACUGGACCCAGACUAUACACACCACUAAUGCUUCCUGUUUGCCUUUAAUCAGAGCUCAGGUUUCAGGAAGACAGGAUGCAUUAGUGGUGAGAGGGAAGAGAUGGCCUGCAUUAGCACGCUGUUGACAAACCUGGCGGCUGGAAACGACCAGAAUCUCUUGACUUCUGAGUAUAUUUUUAGGUGAUACAUUUAAAUGUUAUGACAACCUGUGCCAUGAUGCCCACCUCGUGUGAGCGUCACAGUUAUUUGGAUAUUUCAAUCUGGAAAGUGGUGGAGAGGCCAACAGAGCAAUGACGCUUGCGAGGCUAAAUAUAUCGAUGGCAAUGAUUUGAAGUUGACAAAAAUAUGUGUAAAAAAGUAAAUCAAUAAAGAAAUGAAUGAGCCACACAGUAUGUAUUUCUAAAUGAACACGGUUUCCUGAUAUCAUCGGUGACCUCUGGCCACCAUUCAGGUCGUAUCAUUGGUUGAGAGACAUGACAUCAUGUCGUCACCAUCGGAACCUCAUCUGAUGAUGAUAAAAUAUGAUAUGUACUUUAUUCAUCCCCAGGGGGAAACUUCUUUGCAGCAGCAGCAAGCAUGUUUACAUUUAUACAAUACAAUAACAUAAAAUAGCAGGGCAGGACAUAUUACAGUUAAGAAUUCAAACAAUAUAGGAAAUUAAAAUGUAAAAAUAUAUGAUCACGUAUUCUAUGUCGGUUUUGUUAUGGGCAAGCAACAGAGGCAUGAAGUGGUCUAUUGAGGGACUGCCUAUGAAUGGAUAUAGGCUCAAGCACUCUGAUUUAUAUAAAAUAAAUGUAAAAAAAAAGUUUUUUUAUGUUACUCCAAAUAUUAGAGCAUGUCAAAAUAUUGAUUUCUGCAGCUCUGAUCUCAUUGCAAAUGUUUUGGACUAGGCCUGGGCGAUUUAAUAGCCGCUUCUAUCCGUCGGAGUACGCAACAUGUUGUCAGCCUUUAUCUGCAAUAUUCAAAGGACGGUGGUCAGCUUGGUAACAAAGUGGUUAGAUUCAUCAUAUUUUUUCUCAUGGUAAUUAUUAAAGAUAGGUCAUUCAAAAUUAUAAUUGUAAUGUAGUUUAAAUGAUCAAUAUCGACUGAAAUGAAAGUGUAGUGAACGACCCUCUGUAUUAACAUGUAACUAUG
This is a messenger RNA of Pseudoliparis swirei, 3703 nucleotides long. Its product is annotated as cytochrome P450 26B1-like. The coding region runs from base 204 to 1265 and encodes 353 amino acids. NCBI's taxonomy places the organism in Eukaryota, Metazoa, Chordata, Actinopteri, Perciformes, Liparidae. The record is from RefSeq and is a predicted model, not a curated record. The transcript has 10 exons. Gene Ontology annotation, molecular function: iron ion binding; monooxygenase activity; oxidoreductase activity, acting on paired donors, with incorporation or reduction of molecular oxygen. Gene Ontology annotation, biological process: sterol metabolic process.